GUCCUGGGUCAAGAAACCCUGCGCCUCGUUUGGGCAGAGAUGCGAGAUAUUGUGUUACCGUCUGAAGUCUCGCGCGCACCAGGCAAAGCGGGCGCUCCAGGUCAAGGCUCGCUCUCUGCAGACGAAUGGCGAACAUUCUGCACCGUCAAUCUCGUCAUUACUCUGGGUUGGGCCUGGGGGUCCCUCCCGAGUGAUCGCAGAGAGAGAAAGCUAUUAGAUAACUUCAUGAAUUUGGUAACCGUUGUCAAGCUUGCAACGGCGAGGUCGGUGACGUCACGGAGCUUAUGGGAGAUCCAGACGAACAUGCACCAGUAUCUCAAACAGCUGCUGGUGCUUUUCCCCGGGACAAGUGUCAGUCCGUAUCAGCAUAUGUGCCUGGGGCAUCUCGCAACCGUGUUCGAGACCUUGGGACCUGCACCCGCCAUUUGGUGCUUUGUCUUUGAGCGUGCCAACUUCAUUCUGCAAAGGAUCAAGACAAAUAGCCGCAUAGAUGAUCUUUCCGCCACUCUGCUGAACCGCUUCUGCACCCGGCAAAACUUACGAGCGCUCUUCUCCCGCUUGGCGCUACCCCAAAUGCUUCGAGGCAUCAUACCCACAUUCGUAAAAACAUUCGAGUCUGACAUCAGAGGAACUCUUAACAGUAUUCUCUCCGAGUCCUUGAACCCAGAGGCCAACGAGAACGUCGAGGGAGACGAAGACGAUACAAGAAGGGUACAUAAGCUGUACACUCUGACACAGGAAGUCUUCGAUGCUCUGCGCACGCGCCUAGACCAGCCAAGUCGCCGCGCAAUUCCGCUCAAGGUCAUGGAGCUACGGGGAGCUCGGUACAAGCCCAUGGCGGCAGCUCAGCACGACAGUAUCGUUGUUUUCAGAAGGAACGACGACGCAGACUGGCAAGCUGGCUGCAUACGUGAACUAUUCAAGCAAGAAGGAGCGCUCGCAGGCGACUCUGACCAAUGGACGACAUGGCUUAUCGUCGACGUGUAUAAGCCUCUCACCUCACAGCACGAAGAGCGUGAUCCGUACAGAAACUUCCCGAUCGCUGGUGGCCGGCUGUUCUACUCCGAGUUCCUUCCCAAACCAGUCGCACUGGUGGCCGAAGAGAUCAUAUGUCAUGCGGCGCUGAUGAGAAGGAUUUUGCCAACCACAGACGUUGAAUGCGUCCACGUCCUACCGCUAGACAAGGUAUGA
Messenger RNA from Fomitopsis serialis, 1191 nucleotides. RefSeq lists its product as uncharacterized. The annotation marks the transcript as partial. NCBI's taxonomy places the organism in Eukaryota, Fungi, Basidiomycota, Agaricomycetes, Polyporales, Fomitopsidaceae. The transcript is spliced from 2 exons. The record is from RefSeq and is a predicted model, not a curated record.